CAUGAUGUGUGUGUGUGUGUGUUUGUAAGCCGUUGCCAUGCCGACGCCUGUUAGAUGAACAUGUGAACACGCAAACGACACCACUGCCUGCGAUGCAGUGCUGCAGUAAAGAUGUUGUUUCCAUGGAGACAGACGAGCAUAUCCAACAUGUCCAACAUUUUUAACAGCCCGUGUUUCCAUGGCAACUCUACAGCUUGUCACAUCAUUGCCAUGAUCUGGGCCUUCCUUGUGAUUGCCUUGACAACCUGAUAACAGCAAGGUCGGCUGACGCAGAUAAACAUGCACACACCAGCAACAACAACACAAACGUGAUCUCUGACAAGGUCAAUGCAAGCAUUAGAUUUUAAAAGCCGAGCCGCUCCGCUGUCAUUCCAUCAUCAUGUUGGCUACCAUCUUAGUCGGGAGCGUCUCGUCGCUCAUGCUAGUGCUGCUCGUCCUUGCCGCCCUUGCCAUCUUGGUUCUACUGGUGCCAAGUAGACCCAGGGCCACCAUUCCUGGACUGCCGUGCCUCCCUGUCCUGGGUAGCCUACCCUGGUUAGGAGGCGUCACCCCCCCGCACCUGCUCUUUACGAAGCUGGGACACAAGUACGGGCCGUUGUUGGAGCUCUACCUUGGGUCGCACCGUACCAUAGUUGUCAAUUCGCACGUCCACGCCAGAGAAGUUCUGCUACAGCGAGGACGAGACUUUGCAGGCCGUCCCAGCAUGGUGACCACUGACCUGCUGACCAGAGGUGGGAAAGACAUCGCCUUCGCUGACUACACGCCACUGUGGAAACUGCACCGACGUCUGGUCCACAAUUCCUUGGCUUUGUUUGGUGAAGGAAACGGUCGCCUGCAGGAGAUUGUUAUGUCUGAGGUGGAAAGUCUGUGCACGGAGUUGUUGUCCUAUGGGGGGCGUGGCUUCGACCCAUUGCUUGCAGUGACCACAGCCAUCACCAAUGUGGUGUGCACACUGGUGUUUAGCGCUACCUAUUGCCACGGCGACAGUGAGCUGCAGGAGGUGAUGCAAUACAACGACGGCAUCGUGCGCACCAUUGCCAGAGGAGGACUGGUGGACAUCUUUCCCUGGAUGAAGGUGUUUCCCAACUCAUCGCUAAGGGAGCUGCGGGCAUGCAUCGCCAUGCGAGACCGUCUUCUGGCGCGUAAACUUCAGGAACACAAGGCGGCGCUGACUGAUGGCGAGCCUCGAGACCUCCUGGAUGCUUUGCUGAAGGGUCAAAACUCACCUGGACCUGAGGGGGAGGCCAUUACUGAUGACCAUGUGUUGAUGACAGCGGCAGAGGCCUUCGGUGCUGGUGUGGAGACCACAUCCACCACCCUGUUGUGGAUCAUAGCCUACUUACUGCACCACCCUGAGGUACAGGAGCGUGUGCAGAAGGAGCUGGACGAGCAAGUGGGUGGCGAGCGACCGGUGUGUGCGGCAGAUCGUGGCCGGCUGCCUUACCUGGACAGCGUCAUUAACGAGGGAAUGCGGAUCAGGCCCGUCAGCCCUGUGUUGAUCCCACACAGCGCCAUGACGGAAAGCAGCAUCGGAGGUCACGCCAUCCGCCCUGGCACUCGCGUGUUGGUCAACAUGUGGUCCAUUCAUCACGACCCCCACUGCUGGCACCGACCAGACCUGUUUGAUCCAGAUCGUUUCCUUGACAACCAAGGCCGGCGGGUCUCGCCCCCCUGCUUCCUGCCAUUUGGGGCGGGACCGCGUACCUGUGUGGGCGAAUCACUGGCCAGGCUGGAGCUUUUCCUCUUCCUGUCCUCGAUGCUCCAGCGAAUGAGCUUUACGCUUCCGGACGGGGUGUCCUCUCCGAACCUGCAGGGACGUCUGGGCGUAGUUUUGCAGCCACUACCUUAUAAGGUUGCUGUCAAACCCAGGGGGGGCUGGGAAGUUUGUGGUCAUGCUAACUAGCCAGAGAAGAUUGUUACCUAACCACUCGUGAUUUAGGGCUAUAUAAAUAAUCUUUGAUUGAUUGACCUAAAUAUAAACAAAGCUCAACUGCAAGCUAAUGACUGUUGACUGUUUUGACAUCUAUCAAUAAACACAGUGUUUUACAUGU
Entelurus aequoreus (snake pipefish) is the source of this 2051-nucleotide messenger RNA. Its product is annotated as steroid 17-alpha-hydroxylase/17,20 lyase. Lineage: Eukaryota; Metazoa; Chordata; Actinopteri; Syngnathiformes; Syngnathidae. Bases 380 to 1903 code for a protein of 507 amino acids. The record is from RefSeq and is a predicted model, not a curated record. Gene Ontology annotation, biological process: progesterone metabolic process; hormone biosynthetic process. The transcript has 9 exons. Gene Ontology annotation, molecular function: steroid 17-alpha-monooxygenase activity; iron ion binding; heme binding.